This is a messenger RNA of Triticum aestivum (bread wheat), 1611 nucleotides long. Its product is annotated as PTI1-like tyrosine-protein kinase At3g15890. The record is from RefSeq and is a predicted model, not a curated record. Gene Ontology annotation, molecular function: ATP binding; protein kinase activity. The transcript has 4 exons. Bases 261 to 1379 code for a protein of 372 amino acids. NCBI's taxonomy places the organism in Eukaryota, Viridiplantae, Streptophyta, Magnoliopsida, Poales, Poaceae. Gene Ontology annotation, biological process: protein phosphorylation.
CUAGUGGGGGAGCGGUGCGCGUCGAGGGAGCCGACAACGCCCCGAGAACGAGAACUCCUGUGCUGUGCUGCCCCUCUCUCUCUCCCCCCACUGAGUCUCCUGUGCUGCCCCCGCUGACCUGCGGCCACCGACGGCGAGUGGAGGCGGACGACGGGUUCCCGCCGCGGGCUCUUCGGCGGCGCCGCGUCAGGGCUCGCGCGGGCUGGUGCUGAUUUGAGGGAGAUUCGGGGCCGGGGCCGGAGCCGGCGCGGCCUCUGGGGAUGGGGUGGCUUUCCUGCUGCAAGCGGUCGAACGGGGCCCAACCCGGCAGGAAGAAGAAGAAGGACACGACAUGGCGGAUCUUCUCACUCAAGGAGCUUCAGUUGGCGACCAACAAUUUCAACUACGAUAACAAGCUUGGUGAAGGUGGAUUCGGCAGUGUCUACUGGGGCCAGCUCUGGGACGGAUCACAGAUUGCGGUGAAAAGGCUCAAGAGUUGGAGCAACAAGGCUGAAAAGGAGUUUGCUGUCGAGGUCGAGGUUUUGGCACGAGUGCGGCAUAAGAGCCUCUUGAGCUUACGUGGAUAUUGCGCUGAAGGCCAGGAGCGCCUGAUAGUCUACGACUAUAUGCAGAACCUGAGCUUGCACUCUCACCUGCACGGACAGCAUGCAGCUGAAUGCCAUCUUGGUUGGGAGCGAAGAAUGAACAUCGCCAUUGAUUCGGCUGAGGGCAUCGCUUAUCUUCAUCACCAUGCGAUCCCACAUAUCAUCCAUAGAGACGUCAAGGCGAGCAACGUUCUCCUGGACGCGAAUUUCCAAGCACGGGUCGCCGAUUUCGGGUUUGCAAAACUCAUACCAGACGGUGCGACCCAUGUCACCACAAAGGUGAAAGGCACGCUCGGUUACCUCGCGCCGGAGUAUGCGAUGCUUGGCAAGGCCAAAGAAAGCUGCGAUGUCUACAGCUUCGGAGUGCUCUUGCUAGAGCUUGCCAGCGGAAAGAAGCCAGUCGAGAAGAUAAACCCUACGACAAAGCUCACCAUCACCGAGUGGGCGCUUCCACUCGCUCGCGAGCAGAAGUUCAAGGAGAUGGCUGACCCGAAGCUGGGGGAUAGCUUUGUCGAGGCCGAGGUGAAGCGGAUGGUGCUCGUCGGGCUUGCUUGCACUCAGACCAAGCCAGAACAGAGGCCGGUGAUGUCCGAGGUUGUGGAGAUGCUCAAGGGGGAAUCUGCCGAGAAGUUCUCCAUCUUGGAGAAUGAUCUGUUCAAGCCUCAGCCGACCAGCUCUGUCCAGGGCACCUCUGGCCCCUGCAGCUCGGACGCCAUCACCGAAGAGAAGGAAUCGAAAGAGGAUACGAUCGAGGAGGCGACUGAUUCGAGCGAGACGGUGCCCUCAGCUAGGUAGUGUGAUGCACAAAGGUGUGUAUAUCCCUUCCUGGGAUGUGUGUGGUUUGUGUAUGUCUGCGUAUGGUUGUUUCUUGUUGUUGGAUGGUUACUUGGGCCCUUCACCAGUCCAGAGAUGUACUUGUGGUUCCUUGUAUUGUUGAUUUCUUUUGGCAAUGGUUGUGAUGUGGCUUGUAAGAUUCGUAUUGGACUGAUUCCGACAAUAACAAGUCGUUCAUGUGUUCCUGUACUCA